Molecule: messenger RNA, 438 nt
Organism: Fusarium musae
Lineage: Eukaryota; Fungi; Ascomycota; Sordariomycetes; Hypocreales; Nectriaceae
Exons: 1
Coding region: 1-438 (145 amino acids)
Source: RefSeq, a predicted model, not a curated record
AUGGGUGAUGCGCUGGAUGCGCCGGCGACGGAGGUGGAUGUGGGUGCUGCUGCUGAGGGUGCUGUUGCGGUGGAUGUUGAUGUUGAUGCUGCUGCUGCUGUCGGUGGUAGUCUUGAACGGGAGGAUAGGGCUCUGGCUCAUGAUGGCGACGAUCGGUGUCGUGAAGCGAUUGCGCAGGCGCAGCGUGAGAAGGCGUCGGCGGAGCUGAGGAAUGCUCGAUGGGUCGGGGAGGGUAAUGCUGAUACGGGCUCGGUGGAGGAUGAGGAGGAUGAUGUAGAGCGCCGGGCGGAGGCGGAGGCGGCGGUGGAAGUUGAUGAGCGUGAGGAUGUGGUAGUGAUACUCCUUGUUGAGGUGUGCCGACUGGCCACGAAGAGAGGCGUGGACGUUUACUAUCUGGAGGUGCUGGAUCCAUGCUUGAGUACUAUAUAUGUAUGGUAG